AUGAGAGGAUUUUAUAAAAAUGUUAAUAAUACUCUGGAGGGUGGAAGUUUUAAGAAUCGAUCAUCUGCACAACAACAGGAUGAAACCCUGUCGAUAAAGGAAUUUACUAGGAUUUUGAAGGAAAAAUCUCGUAUUAAUAACUUGUCGGAAAGUGAAUUUGAACAUUAUUUGGGUUUAUUCCCAUCGGAAAGAUAUGACAAUCAUAUUUAUAAUAUUAUUAUGAGUUUUUAUACAAAGAAAUGUAAUUAUUCUAAAGUUGAAAAGACUUUUGAAAAGAUUCAACAUCCAGAUUCUUUCAAUUUGACAGAAUUAUUAAAAGCUUAUGCAUAUGAAGGAAAUGUUGAAAAGGCUGAACAAAUAUUUUCACAAAUCAAGUAUCCUGACAUUCAUAUUUGUAAUUGCAUGAUUUUACUCUAUUCAAAACAGAGAAGUAUUGGAAAUGUGGAGAAGGUUGUUUCACUUUUGAGGCAAAAGAUGGCACCAAAUAAUUACACUUAUUCUCUUCUCUUGGAUGCCUAUUUCAAAGUUGGAGAUAUUGAAAAGGCAGAGUCAACUUUCCAAGAAGCUAUUCAACAAUCUGAUAAUGCCCAACACAAAUUUAUUGAUACCGAAUUGGUAAAUGCUCUCCUUUCGUGUUUCUUCAAUGCAGGUCAAUACGACAAGGUUGAACAUUAUUUCAACCAGUAUAUUUUAGGAGAAAAAUUGGAAGAAUUUGAUUCUGAAAAGAAGAAGGGAAUAAUCAAAAGCCCAAUAGGUGUGAUACCUAAUCAAAGAACUAUCGUUACCAUGCUUUCAACCUAUCACAACACUAAGGAUGAACAAAAAUUCGAGAGUCUCCUCAAAGUAAUGAAUUACUUUGGUGUGAAAUCGAAUGAAUUCAUCGAUACUAAACUAGUUCACCAUUUCUUCAAUGCCAGAAAAUACGAGCAAGUCAUUGAAGUUUACAACAAUAUUAGAAAAUUCAAAGAAAAAUAUCACUACAUUUUCAUUAGAUAUUUCGUUCAAAGUUUUGCAGCCCUAGAUAGAGUUGAAAAUCUCAUGAUGUACAUUCAAGAAUUGGAGCAACAACAGAGAAUUAACACUAGAAACCUUCACAAUAUUAUUUAUGCAUUGGCUCUCGUAAAGAAGGCAGAUCUUGGAGAGGCUUUCUAUCGUAAAUACUACGAUGAAACCAUGGACAAUGAUGGAAAAUUGAGAAUUUGCAACUCAUUACUGCUAUGUUACAUUCGUUCUGGUUGUUUUGAUAAAGCAGCCCUAUUCUACAGCAAAUUCCCAGUUAAACCUGAUAGAAAUACUGAGAGAAUUCUUGCUGAAAAGUUUGAUAGAAAGAAAAAGUAA
Molecule: messenger RNA, 1338 nt
Organism: Naegleria gruberi
Lineage: Eukaryota; Heterolobosea; Eutetramitea; Acrasida; Naegleriidae
Exons: 1
Coding region: 1-1338 (445 amino acids)
Molecular function (GO): protein binding
Source: RefSeq, a predicted model, not a curated record